Trichosurus vulpecula (common brushtail) is the source of this 1901-nucleotide messenger RNA. RefSeq names its product required for meiotic nuclear division 1 homolog (gene RMND1). The transcript is spliced from 13 exons. Bases 257 to 1606 code for a protein of 449 amino acids. Gene Ontology annotation, biological process: positive regulation of mitochondrial translation. NCBI's taxonomy places the organism in Eukaryota, Metazoa, Chordata, Mammalia, Diprotodontia, Phalangeridae. The record is from RefSeq and is a predicted model, not a curated record.
GAACCUAGCCUGCUGUGGAGGUGGGAUGGGUCGGGUCUCUGCUUUAGAGAUAGGAGGUUCCGGGUUAACGCUGGCGUGGCGAACGGAAGGUUGUAGCCGCCGGCAUCGCGGUGUUCUCUCCCUUUACUGGAGCUCUACAAAUGUUAAGUCUACGUGAAAGAUCCUGUAGGAAGAAAAAAAAAACAUUCCCUGCCCUCGAGGAACUUCUGUUUCCACUGAUGGUUAAGAUUAUCACUUAGGCACAGUUUUGAGCACAAUGAUGCAAGUUAAACUCCUCCAAGACCUGGCCAAAUCUCCCUGCAUUUUAGCAAAAAUAUGCCAGUGCCAAAGUCUCCCUAGAGUUCUUCGUCCAACACUAAAACCACUAAAGGAAUUUGAAAAGACAGCGUGCAGGACCGUGACAAUAAGUAGAAACUUGGAUUUAUGCUGUUCUGAAAUAGCAGCUGGUGAUUUGAAAUGUUCAUUCCCUGGACACAUCAACUGGAAAGUGUCAGCUGCACACAUAGUAUCUCAGUUGAAGACUGUGUUCUGCAGAGUUGAAAAAAGGAAUGUUCCAUCCCUGAAAUCUUUUGGUACUUCCUGGAAAAUGAAUCACAAAUUAAGUCUAUUGUAUACUAAGUGGCCUAUUAAAACAGUAAAGAGGCAUUAUUCAUCUAUACCAACUGGAAAACUAGAAGUUCAACAAAUCAAGAGACCACUGAAAGCAUCUAGGACCAAACAGCCAUCCAGAGCUAACCUUCCACUUUCGCCUGUGAAUGAGGACCUGAUGCAUUGCACAGCCUUUGCAACAGCAGAUGAAUAUCAUCUUGGUAAUCUGUCCCAUGAAUUGGGAUCUCAUGGAUACAUAGAAAUAACCAACUUGCCUAGAGAUGCAGCAAAUAUUUUGGUGAUUGGUGUACAAAAUUCUGAAAAAGAAUAUGAUCCUGGAACAAUCUUUUUCUUCAGGGAAGGAGCUGUUGUAUUUUGGAAUGUGGAGAAUAAAACUAUGAAACAUGUGAUGCAAAUUUUGGAAAAACAUGAAGUUCAGCCUUAUGAAAUGGCACUGGUUCACUGGGAGAAUGAAGAACUUAACUACAUGAAAGCAGAGGGCCAGUCAAAGCUUCAUGGGGGGGAAAUCAGGUUAAAUUCAGAAUUGGACCUAGAUGAAAUCAUAUUGGAGAAAUUUGCCUUUUCAAAUGCCCUUUGCCUUUCAGUGAAACUGGCUAUUUGGGAAGCAUCACUGGAUGAUUUUGUUGAGUCUAUUCAGUCCAUUCCAGAGGCUUUAAAAGCUGGGAAAAAAGUGAAACUUUCUCAUGAAGAGGUUAUGCAGAAAAUGGGAGAACUAUUCUCAUUAAGACACCGUAUAAAUUUGAGUUCAGACUUCCUGAUGACCCCUGAUUUCUACUGGGAUAGAGAAAACUUAGAGGCACUUUAUGAUAAAACUUGUCAAUUCCUUAGCAUUACUCGCAGAGUUAAGGUGAUGAAUGAGAAACUUCAACACUGCAUGGAACUAACAGACCUGAUGAGAAAUCACCUCAACGAAAAGCGGGCACUCCGCCUAGAAUGGAUGAUUGUUAUACUUAUCACUAUAGAGGUAAUGUUUGAACUUGGCAGACUAUUAUUCUAAUUAUGUGAAAAAGAUGCGGAUAACUGAAAAAUUGACGUAUAAAAUAUACUGAAAAGUAUCAGUGACAGAUGUGUAAAUAACAGGAAGCAAAUAUUCCUUUUUGCGUGAACUUUUAUAGUGUUACUAAUCUUUGUAUAUAUUUUUCUGGUCAAAAAAAAAAUAAUUAUGACUGCUAUACUCAAGUUGCAUGCCUCUCCCUCUACUCAGUUAAAUUUUUUUAAAAUAGUAACUAAGAAAUUCAGGUAUUGGUAUUCCUACAUGCAAGAUACAAUAAAGAAAUUUUCAUUUUGUCUUA